This is a messenger RNA of Culicoides brevitarsis, 1320 nucleotides long. RefSeq names its product cyclin-dependent kinase 10 (gene Cdc10). Gene Ontology annotation, molecular function: cyclin-dependent protein serine/threonine kinase activity; ATP binding. Gene Ontology annotation, biological process: protein phosphorylation; regulation of mitotic cell cycle. The transcript has 2 exons. The record is from RefSeq and is a predicted model, not a curated record. The coding region runs from base 119 to 1291 and encodes 390 amino acids. Gene Ontology annotation, cellular component: nucleus. Lineage: Eukaryota; Metazoa; Arthropoda; Insecta; Diptera; Ceratopogonidae.
AAAUGAUAAUACGGUAACCUGCUCCUUGAAUUUCCUUCAUUAAUUUUUGUUGACAUCCAUUCCUGCUUCAAUUUUCGAUAAUUUUUUGUGUGAAAAAGCGAUUUUUCAAUCGUCAACGAUGUCAAAAGAACCAGAAAAAGGCGGUCCAAAAUCCACUGCCGGAAAAAAGGGCAUGUUGUAUUCGCUAAAAAAUGGACAAACUUAUGCGAUUCAAGAAAAUGAGAUAAUGAACAAGUGUCGCAUGGUUACGGAAUUCGAAAAGCUCAAUCGCAUCGGCGAAGGCACUUACGGGAUCGUUUUUCGUGCCCGCGAUACGCGUUCAAACGAAAUUGUAGCGCUGAAAAAAGUUCGUUUCGACCCGGAGAUGUUCAAAGAUGGUUUCCCGAUAAGCGGAUUGCGCGAAAUUCAGGUUUUGAAGGCUUGUAACAACGAAAAUAUCGUUCGCUUGAAGGAAGUUGUCGUCGGCCGGAGCUUGGAAAGUAUUUUUCUCGUCAUGGAAUAUUGCGAACAGGAUCUUGCCUCGCUUUUGGACAACAUGAGUGAACCUUUUAACGAAAGUCAAGUCAAAUGUAUCAUCUUGCAACUGCUGAAAGGCUUGAAUUAUCUUCACAAUAAUUUUAUAAUCCAUCGCGAUAUAAAAGUUUCGAACCUACUGAUGACUGACAAAGGUUGCCUGAAAAUUGCGGAUUUCGGGCUUGCACGAUUUUUCGGUUUGCCACAGCAAAAAACGAUGACGCCGGGACUUGUAACGUUAUGGUAUCGCCCUCCCGAGUUGCUAAUGGGCUCAAAGCAGCAAACGACAGCGAUCGAUAUGUGGGCAGUUGGAUGCAUUUUGGGCGAAUUAUUGAUCCAUCAACCGCUGUUGCCGGGAAAAACGGAAAUUGGGCAGCUUCAGCUCAUAAUUGAUCUCUUGGGAACCCCUUCGGAAGCAAUUUGGCCUGAAUUUUCAACCUUACCUGGCAUUGACAACUUUGUUUUGAAGCAACAACCUUACAAUAACUUGAAACAAAAAUUUCCGUAUCUCUCGCCAGCCGGGCAUCGCCUUCUGAAUUUCUUAUUUAUGUAUGAUCCGAACAAAAGAGCAACUGCAAGUGCUUGUCUUCAAUCUUCUUACUUCAAGGAAACUCCAACGCCCUGUGAUCCAAAGCUCAUGCCGACUUUUCCGCAUCAUCGAAACAUGAAAACGACAGAAAAACCUCAAAAUAACGUCGAAAAACGCGAUUCGCGUCACGAAAAUAUUUCCAUAAGCGACUUUUUAGGAAGUCUCGUGAAAAAGAAGAGAUUUGAAUAAAAAAAAAUAAUUAAUUUUUAUUUCUUUCC